Molecule: messenger RNA, 660 nt
Organism: Rhincodon typus (whale shark)
Lineage: Eukaryota; Metazoa; Chordata; Chondrichthyes; Orectolobiformes; Rhincodontidae
Product: dmX-like protein 1
Exons: 4
Biological process (GO): vacuolar acidification
Cellular component (GO): RAVE complex
Source: RefSeq, a predicted model, not a curated record
GCAUCUCCCAUCCAUCUAUUAAAGGUGUCUCCAGAUGGUGAAUUUUUCGCAACAGUGGGAAAGGAUGACUGUCUUGUGAAAGUGUGGUAUAAUUCCAGCAGCUGGCAGUCAGCAGUGAUGGCACCAGCAACACCAAUGGACAAGAAAGAAGGAGAUAUCGAUUUUUCUUUUAUAUAUUUAGCCCAUCCUAGGGCUGUUACUGGAUUUUCUUGGCGGAAGACCAGCAAGUACAUGCCAAGCAGGGGUCUCACAUGUAAUGUUCUGCUGACCUGCUGCAAGGACAAUGUUUGUCGGUUAUGGGCAGAGACUUUACUUCCAAGCGAUACUUUGCUUUCUGGAGAAGGCCACACUCAGUGGUCUGAAUCUGUCUUCACAACCAACAACCUGAAGAGGAACGUUUCCAAUCGGGAAAAGCUGAAUAUCAGAUCCUUUCGUAUAGGGAGGAGGAGAUCGUCUGGUCUUAUUGCACACAGUGGAUAUUUACCCCAUCAGCAGGAUGCACAUGAAGUCCAUAGAAAUUCACCUCUACAUGCGAAUUCACUCUGCCACUUUCACAUAGCAGCCAGUAUUAAUCCAGCAACAGGUGGGAAAGCUGUAUCUUCAUAUACCAAGAGAUUGUUCAAAGGCCAGUUGCAAACGUAUUCUAUUUUACAGCUACGG